CCGACUGAGAAUGGUGAAAUGAAUGGAUAGAUAAUUAAUUGCACUCCCUUUCGAUUCUCUAAAUCCCUAGUGUGCAUUCAAAUUCCCGCAAUGGCAAAAUUAUCCAGAACAUUUCUUUCCAGUAAUCAAAUUCCACUGAUUUACCGAGGCUUUCAAAUUUAUUCCCCCGCUUCGAGCGUAAAAAAAAUAUUGGUAAGUAAAACCCGGGGGGUUCCAAGCUCCAGUACAAACUUGAAGGAGGCUCUCAGUGAAAAGAUUCCCUUGUACUAUGACCUACUCAGAGAAUUUCGCGAGGAGCACAAUGACACCGUGAUAGGACAAAUAACAGUGAAUGAUUUAUACUCCGGAUUGUCAGGAGUCAAUACCACAGUGAGAGAGACGAGUGAGGUGCAUUCGCAAUUGGGAAUAAUGUACCGAGGAUUGACAAUGCCCCAAGUCGUUAAACUACUUCCCUUGCACGGGAACUACCCCAGUCCGGAGUCUGUCUUCUGGCUUCUGUUGACCGGAGACGUACCGACGGAAGUUCAGACGGCUUCCCUGGUGGCUGACUGGGCGGAUAGGAGAGAAAGGCACAGAUACUUUUUCAAUGAGCCACAACAUUGUCUCAGGUCUUUGCCUAAGCGCGUAGGGCCAGCAGCGAGACUCUGUGUCCUUCUAGCUGCAUUCGAGUCUGGGGAGAAGACCAUUAGAGGCCCACUGGGAGGGUCUUUCAUGAGCGGAAGAGAUUGGGAGUCUGUCUAUGAGGAUAGCAUGGACCUUCUGGCAAUUUUCCCAGCAAUUCUAGCGCUUGUAAAAAAUCCCGAGAAUUUUAAAAUCAUGAUUGAUAAUGGAGAUUGGGUUGAUUCAUUGGUGGGUUUCUGGAAAAUUUCUGGAGAAAAUUUGACGGGUGAAAAAUCGUCGGCCAAGGACCUACUCAGGCUGAUUAUGUCACUCAAUGCGGAUGAGAAUGGAGGAGUGCCAAGUUGUCACAUCAGUCAAAUACUAGGUUCUUGUCAGUAUAGUCCGAGAAAAGCACUAGCUGCCGCCUUUUUGGCACAUAUCAAUGAACCAAUGACUGGAACUCUCUCUCAAUGCAUGAACUUUCAAGAGAAAGUUCAACGUCUAUUAGGAGCCCAUCGAAAAGAAGAUGUUCUUCGGGGAAUAAUCAGAGCCUUUCAAAAAAACCUCUCGGGGCUUCCGGGCCACCGGAUAUCCGAUCACUGCGACCCCAGGUUCCUCAUCCUUCAGGAAUUCGCAAAUAAAAUCGAAGCUCCGUCAUUACAUCCAGAUGUGAAGUUAUCAAUUGACAUUUCAAAUAUUGUGCAGUCAGAAUCACAUGCUGCAACUCGACGACUGACACCUGAGAUGAAUUCUCUAGCGGCUCCCUUACUGAAGUCUCAGGGACUGUACGAUAUGGAAUAUAAUCAAACCAUCCUCUGCAUGGCACGUGCAAUGGGCUUACUGGCGUCAAUGAUCUGGAGUAGAAUUGUCAAUUUCCCAGUGGAGAACCCAAAUUCGCGAAGUAGUCACACUUAUCGGGAAACCCUCCGGAAUCGAUAAGCCGGAAUCGAAACCCUCCACAAUCAAUAUCAGCUCAAUGCGAUACUAAGUACCCAAAGAAUACAACUAUGAAAGCAUAAUAAACGUCAAUC
Diachasmimorpha longicaudata is the source of this 1631-nucleotide messenger RNA. RefSeq names its product citrate synthase, mitochondrial-like. The record is from RefSeq and is a predicted model, not a curated record. Gene Ontology annotation, biological process: tricarboxylic acid cycle; carbohydrate metabolic process. Bases 91 to 1539 code for a protein of 482 amino acids. Gene Ontology annotation, cellular component: mitochondrial matrix. The transcript is spliced from 8 exons. Lineage: Eukaryota; Metazoa; Arthropoda; Insecta; Hymenoptera; Braconidae.